Messenger RNA from Amaranthus tricolor (Joseph's coat), 2226 nucleotides. RefSeq lists its product as uncharacterized. The transcript has 2 exons. The coding region runs from base 70 to 2052 and encodes 660 amino acids. The record is from RefSeq and is a predicted model, not a curated record. Lineage: Eukaryota; Viridiplantae; Streptophyta; Magnoliopsida; Caryophyllales; Amaranthaceae.
AUUCCAAAUCUUAUUUCACAAAUCACCUUCCGGUUAUUCAAAACCUAGGGUUUCUUUAGCAGCGAAGUAAUGGACGAAAAAGUCGCGAAAUGGAUCAUAGAAUUCCUUUUGCGAAAAACAUUCAUCGACGAAAAGAUCAUCAAUGGUGUACUUUCAUGUCUUCCUAUCUCUAACAAUGAUAAUCGCUUGAAGAAAACGAUUCUUUUGCGAAAAAUUGAAUCAGAAAUUUCUAAUGGUUCUGUCUCUGAGAAUCUCCUAGAAUUAUUCGAAAUAAUAGAAGAGUUAGACCAUAGAGAGGGUACUAGGGCGUCGGAUUCAAUGAAAAAAGCGUAUUGUGCUGUUGCGGUUGAUUGUACGUUAAGAUUUCUGGACGAAAAUACGAAGGAUAAUGGAAGUUAUGUUUUAGCAGUGGAGAGAGUAUGGAGAAAUAGAGUUCGUUUGAUGGAAGCUUUGCUUUCUGAAGAGUCGAAAUGUUGGUUGGAAGAUAUUGAAGCUGCGAUUUGGGAUUCGGAAGUGUGUAAGAAGAUUUCAAUGAGGAAUACAAGAAAUGAAGCUUUGAAGGCUGUUAGAGGUUUUUUGAAGGAGGCUUGGAAUAGUAUGGGACCAGCAUUUCUCGAAUUGGUGGCUGCGAAGGUUGGAGAUGAGGUAGAGGCACUUCGUCGUGGUGUCGGUUCCGUUAACCAGUGCCCCAAAGUAAUGGCUAAUCAAGGAGUGCAAAAAGGUCAGUCAUUAGUUAGGCGAAAAGAUGUUGCAGUGAAGACUAAACAUCUUAGAGGGGCAAAGAUUUCUGAUGCUGGUGAAGAUGCAGUAGGUUCUAUAAACACAGCCAAUGAUGUCCCAAUUGACGAAAUAGAGAAAGUGCCAGAAACGCCUGAAUCCAAUUCCUUGCAGUUGCAAGCUAAUGCGGGUGAUUUUCAUCCUGAUACUUCUCAAGUUGCCCGAAAUUUGUCUUUUACCAAGGACAAUGAUGUCCCAACCCAUAAUAUAGAUAGUGUGCUAGCACCUCAAUUGAAUUCAAAUGUGAGAGCUUGUCAUCCUGAUGUGUGUCAAGCCACUCAUAACAUGUCACUUACAAAGGACAAUGAGCUUUUACCCCGCACAAUUGAAAAAUUGCGAGCACAUCAAUCUAGUUCCGUGCUGAGUAAUUCACAUCCUGAUGCUUCUCGAGCAGCUUGUACUCAAUUUGUUAUGAAGGUGACAGACAACACUAAUGGCGUAAAAGCAGCAGAAAACAGGACAGAUCCGGUUAUACAAACUCCGAAAGUAAAUAGAUUUCAAAAAGCACUCAAAACAAGUGUCAUGGAGCUGUGUGAGGCCUCGACAGAACCUCUUCAGGAAACUGUUCAAGUAGCUGAGACUAUGUGCUCUACAGGGGUGACACACAACCAUAAAACUGCUGUAGAAAACCAGGCAGGAGUUGAGAAGCAUGCCUUCGCGGAAGUGAAUAGGGUGCAACAAGCACUUGAAACUAGCUCUGUAGAAGUGCAUGCUGUUGGGAAGAAUCCUGGUGCCACUCCUUCCAGAAUAGUAGAGAAUGUGUCAUCUAAAAUAGCAACAAACAAUGUGAACAAUGAUGCUGUAUUAGCAAACCAGACAUUACCAGGAACCGAUGCACCUAGAGAGUCCCCUAAGAACAACCCUAAAAAUGUCGAUAAGGACCAGAUCCUGGAAAAGAUUGAAGGCAGUGAUACUCAUUAUCCAAGGGAACUGCCAAAUCGUAAGCGUAGUUUGAUGGAACCCAAUGGCACUAGUCAUACUUUGGAGUGGGAUGAUCAGAAUGAUAUCGAGAGCAGAGACUUACAUGCUCAUUCACCUUCUAUUUCAAAGAGGAGUAGGUCGUCUGCUUUGAAGCUGUAUGACUCGAGAAAUUUUGCAUUGAGGAGAUUGAGGAGGAAGUGGACUCCACAAGAAGAAGACACAUUGAGAGAUGGUGUGAAGAGGUUUGGCAGAAGUUGGAAAUACAUCCUCGAAUGUUACAGGGAAAUUUUUGGGGACAGAACAUAUGUAGACUUGAAAGAUAAAUGGCGGAAUAUGACACGAUACGAGUCUUGAUGGUCAUGGUUUUCCAUCAAAACCUAUAGGGAUUGACUGCUUCGUGGCCUUUUCAUCUGUUAAUCUCCCUUGUUUUUUUGUUGUUCAUAUGUAAUUCUUUCAUCCUUGUAAAUGAGAUUAUGUACAUACAUGAAAUUAGCAGUUAAUAGUUGGCAUUUUUUGACAUUUUUGAAA